GGUAUUCGUUUAGUAUGUGACCUACCGGAUGAAAAUCGAAUUUAGUAUGUGACCUACCUGUAUUACUGGGUUUAGUGUGUGACCUACCUAGACGAUUAUCUAUAUUAUAGGUAUAGACAAUCUAUGCUUGCUUAUCUUUAUAGUUAUAUUAUAUUAUAUUUACUGGUUUUUACCAAUAGAUAUUUUGUCAUUCUAACAUUAUCGACAAUAUUGUCAGUACCUGUUCUGUCGUCAAUCCGAUAUCGCGUGUUUAAAACUUUAAAAUGUUGGCAGUCGAAUUGUAUGCGAUUAUUUCUUCUGAAAAAACAGUAUUAGAAUUUUUACAAAAGAAUAAACUAUUACCACAAAAUAACGAAACUAAUUUAUGCCAUAAAUGUCAUGGUGAAACAAAGAUGUACAUGAGGAAAAAAAGAUUGACUACGGGUGAAAUUCGAGAGAUCAGCACUAUACGAUGUAUCACAAAAGGAUGUCAGACAUAUAAAUCAAUUCGAUCAACAAAUGGAUUUUUUACAUACACUGAUCUUAAUGCACGAUGCAAUUCUAAUCUCAGUUUGGGCCAAAUACUAGAACUUAUUUAUUAUUGGUCACAAGAUUUACCCAUAAAAACUGUUUCUGAUUUGACGGGCCGUUCAAAUGCAACCAUUGUUGACUGGUUUAAUUUAUGUAGAGACGUGUGUUGUUCAUUAUUUGAAAAACGUGAAAAGAUGGGAGGACAAAAUAUAGUGGUGCAAAUUGAUGAAUCGUUAUUGAGAGGAAGAAGAAAGUAUAACCGAGGAAGACUGCUGCUAGGUGAUCUGCGUCAUGAACAAGUACAAGAUAACUCAGCAGACUUCCAUUCUGACAGUGAUCAAGAAAAUCAAAUAAACCUAGCUAAUUCACCUACAUCAAACAGAAAUUAUGGUCGUCGACUAGAAGGACCCUGGGUAUUCGGAUUAUGUAGUAAAAUCGGAGAUAAUUUGGAACGAAGAUUUUUUGUUGUAGAAAAACGUGAUAGAGAAACUUUAAUUCCGAUUAUCGAAAAAGAAAUAUUACCUGGUUCUAUUAUAAUGUCAGAUGAAUGGAGAGCAUAUUCUUGUUUAAAAAAUAUAGGCUAUGAUCAUAGAACAGUAAACCAUUCAAAAAAUUUUGUUGAUCCAACUACUGGAGCUCACACACAAGCAAUUGAAUGUUCAUGGGGAGUAUUAAAAACUAAAAUCCUUCGAAAAAUGCAUGGAACAUCAGCUGAAAUGUUGCCACGUCAUUUAAUUGAGGCAUGGUAUCGAUCUAUCAACAGGCAAGAUACAAUUUUUUUAAAAUUUUUAAGCGAUGUACAAAAAGUGUAUUGCCAAACAUAAUUUAAUUUUAUGCAUUUUUUUUUUUAUACUGAUAUUCUGUAAUAGUGAAAUAACCUAAUUAUAUAAUUUUUAAUUUUAACUAUUUUUAAAUUAAUUUUGACUGAUAUUAAAUAUAAUCCGUAAUUUGUAAUAUUAAUAUAUUUUGACUGAUAUUGAAUAUAAUCCGUUAUCUGUAAUAAUAAAAUAACGUCUAGUUAUAUAAUUUUUAAUUUGUAUGUUUUUAAACUAAUUACCGGACCGGUAGGUCACGCAUACAAAACGUUCACCCAAUACGGUAGGUCACGCGACCGGUAGGUCACAUACUAAACGAAU
Aphis gossypii (cotton aphid) is the source of this 1646-nucleotide messenger RNA. RefSeq lists its product as uncharacterized. The transcript has a single exon. The record is from RefSeq and is a predicted model, not a curated record. Lineage: Eukaryota; Metazoa; Arthropoda; Insecta; Hemiptera; Aphididae. Bases 264 to 1334 code for a protein of 356 amino acids.